Molecule: messenger RNA, 2340 nt
Organism: Suillus clintonianus
Lineage: Eukaryota; Fungi; Basidiomycota; Agaricomycetes; Boletales; Suillaceae
Exons: 13
Coding region: 1-2340 (779 amino acids)
Source: RefSeq, a predicted model, not a curated record
AUGGGGGAGCUUCCGGGGGCCUCUGGAUCUGCUGUGAACCCCCUCACAAUCUGGGCCACACAAGACGAAGGCGGCGCAGCAGGAUGCGAGGACAUAUCAAUAGAGAGUGACAUUGACAUGCAAGGGUCGUCGCCGCAUAGACGUCAAUCAAUUAACUCCGAUGCUGCUGUGUUUCCCGACUUUGAUGGGGCUCCUGAUCUCAAUGAUUGCAAUGAGCUCCCUCAUGAGCUUGACGAUAUUAAAGUCAAGUACCAUCCACACAGCAAACUUCCCACCACUGUACAUCACUUUUCCGACUUUUCCCACAGCUGCUCUUCAGAGGACCAGGUACCUCGUAACAACUCACCAUGGGAACCCUUCAGGACGCGACUGGACUUCGAAGUUGCAGAGAUCGCGCUCGAAGCUGCGAUGACUAAGGAGCAGACAAACCGGCUGCUUGAUCUUGUGCAUCGAUCCGCCGGUGGCAAGGACACAUUUACGUUGCAAAGUCACGAUGAGGUUCGCUCGCUGUGGGAAAUGGCUUCGCAGCGGUAUACACCGUUUCAAAAGGAUGUAGUAUCUGUUAAACACCAGGACGAAACACACAAGUUUGACAUGCACUACCGCCCUCUCUGGGACUGGGCGCUUGAUUUACUGCGAGACAGUCGUCUCGCACCUCACUUUGUAUUUGAUGCUCAACGUCUUUCCAAAUUCAACAGAGAACGGUUUGUUCGCUUCAUCGAUGAACCAUGGACUGCCGAUGCCUUCUGGACUGCACAAUCUCAACUCCCGCUGGACGCAAAGCCGCUGGUGUUUAUUCUGUAUGCCGACAAAAAUAAACUAUCUUCUUUUGGGUCUGCAAAAGGCUAUCCAAUCAUCGCCCGCAUCGCAAACCUGCCCGUUCACAUUCACAAUGGUAAUACAGCCCUAGGUGGAGGUCGUGUAGUUGGUUGGUUGCCAAUUGUUGCUGAGGAUCAAAAACAUACAAAAAAGAAGAGCUUCGUAGACUUCAAAAAUGCGGUGUGGCACACUUCCUUUUACCAGCUUCUCCAGUCAAUCGAGCUGCAUUCGAAAACCAGCUACUGGUUCAAAUGCGGGGAUCAGAUUCAACGCCGUAUCUGGCCCUUAAUACUGAUCUUGAGUGGAGAUUACGAAGAACAGCUUACCUUAGUUACCUACCGGAGAUGUGCCAUGGCGUUGAUUCGGGGCGUGAAAGGGAAAUUCCCUUGUCCAGUCUGUCUAGUGCCUCAAGAUGAGCAGUUGGUCAAUCGUGUCUUUGCAUUGCGCACGAGUCGCAAUUCCCAACAGGUCCUUUGCACCGCAAGAGGAAGGCGUACGGCACAGGAAAAGGAGGAAGACCUAAAGGCUUAUUCCCUCCGAAAUGUAGAGAAUGUAUUUUGGAAGAUAUUUCUUGCGGAUGUUCAUCGAGCACUUUCUGUUGACCGCCUGCAUAUGAACCAUGAAGGAUUAUGGGAGGACCAUCUGUGGAAGGACUUUCUCUUCUGGAUUUCUGAGCUUGGACAGGAAGCUGCUACCAAACUCGAUGCAAACUUUGAUGAGCUUCCACGGUGGCCGAAUUUGACACACUUUAAGGCUGCCAUGUCAGUUGAUUUCAAUGAUGGAUCACUUCAUGAGGACAUAUCAAAGCUUGUUCUCUUCACGGCACAGGACAUCUUCCAUCAAUCGCAGUCUAAGCUAGGAUACUUGCUUCUACGCUGUAUCCGCUACUAUAUCGAGCUUGAUAUCUACGCUUCGUUCGAAGUUCAUACCGAGGAGACUAUUGCGGCUGGAAGAGCAACCCUGGAUAUGUUCUCUGAAUUGAUGGAGGAAUAUAUCACCAAGUUGCAGCCCAAAACGAACAAGAACUGGAACUUCCCGAAGAAGCAUAUGAUCACGCACAUAUUCGAUGAUAUUCUAGCUAAAGGCGCAACACGCAACUACAACACCAAGCCGAAUGAGAAGAUGCAUGGUGCGUUGCGGAAAAUUUACCUUCGACGGACAAACUUCAAAGAUGUUGCUCCUCAGAUCUUGCGUUAUGACCAUUGGCUUCUGACGUCGACAUCGAUGCGCACCGAGCUCGACAACUACAGUCGAAAGGCUACCGACGACCCAGAGACAAACGAACCUCUGGAUAUUGAACCAGUCGCAGAUCCCGUCGUCCAUGUGCACUUAGGUUCGAAGCAAGGGAAACAUUCAUUUCAAGAUAUUAUGUGCACACAUGGAGCCGACAGAGCCUUUACUAACUUUCGGACAAAGUUCAAUGGCUUCCUGAAUGUGUUCCUACUGCAGAAUGGCAUUCCCUUGCCGGAUGGUCCAGGAAGGGCCCUUCAUCUCCGAGCCGAGGAUGAGAUUACAGAGUAG